AUGCCUGGCGACUCUGUUGAGGGGAGCGGCGGAGGGGCCUUUCCUUGGGCGGUGGGCGUCCGUGGGGUCUGGGGCGCUGGAGUCGUGCGCGUUAUCGAGGAGGCUGCUGCUGCCACCGCCUUCGCCGCCGCCGCCGCCGCCGCCAAGGAGGAGGGAAAGAAGAACGACGACGAGGACGAGAAGCUCGUCUCUCCCAAGAAGGAAAGGUCCUUUACUAGGAAGGCCGCUACUGUUGCCGCCGCCGCCGUCCCUGCCAAGGAAGAGGAGGAGGAGGAGGGGGACGACGACGACGACGAUGAUGACAACGGCAAGGACGGACUACUAUGA
Molecule: messenger RNA, 327 nt
Organism: Colletotrichum graminicola M1.001
Lineage: Eukaryota; Fungi; Ascomycota; Sordariomycetes; Glomerellales; Glomerellaceae
Exons: 1
Coding region: 1-327 (108 amino acids)
Source: RefSeq, a predicted model, not a curated record